Molecule: messenger RNA, 363 nt
Organism: Rotaria sordida
Lineage: Eukaryota; Metazoa; Rotifera; Eurotatoria; Philodinida; Philodinidae
Source: the annotation of a GenBank genome assembly
AUGACUAUAGCACGUUUUCUAAUGAUCAAUAUAAUUGAUCAAUUAUUUGAGCAUCAUAAUCAAAAUCGUAGUACAAGUUUAAUACUUGGUUAUCUUAAAUUAAAUAUCACAAAAUUUCAAUCAUCAUCAAGAAAAAGUCAACGAUCAAUAACAAGAACUAGAAAUAUUGUAUAUCAAUGGUCAAUACUUUAUUUACCUAAACGGAUCAAUUCUUCCUGUCAAUGGAUGCAUAAAAUUCAUUAUUCAUUACAACAAACAAAUACUUCUGUAAUUAUAUUCAAUGAUGGAGUACAAUGUGAAACAAUAUCAUGUUUACCAACAUUAAUAUUUGAUUGUUUAGCUCAAACAUCCACUCGUAUAUAA